Messenger RNA from Melitaea cinxia (Glanville fritillary), 1632 nucleotides. Its product is annotated as glucose dehydrogenase [FAD, quinone]-like. The transcript has 4 exons. NCBI's taxonomy places the organism in Eukaryota, Metazoa, Arthropoda, Insecta, Lepidoptera, Nymphalidae. Bases 1 to 1632 code for a protein of 543 amino acids. Gene Ontology annotation, molecular function: oxidoreductase activity, acting on CH-OH group of donors; flavin adenine dinucleotide binding. The record is from RefSeq and is a predicted model, not a curated record.
AUGUGUUCUACUACAUCGGGAGCUGCCUCUCAACUUUUUGCAUCAGCACUAAAUUUGCUAGCUGCAACACAGUGUUUCAUACCAGAAAAUGUCCAACCGCAUAACGCUAAUAACGAAACAUAUGACUUCAUCAUCGUCGGAGGUGGAUCAGCCGGGAGUGUUUUAGCAAAUCGACUAAGUGAAAUAGAAGCCUGGAAAAUAUUACUUCUCGAAGCAGGACCGGAGCCUCCAAUCGAAUCCGAUAUACCAAAUAUGGGGAUUUUUCUCUACCAAUCCAAGUAUGAUUGGCAAUAUUAUACUCAAAAUGAUGGUAUUAACCACCAAUCAUAUAAGACUGGUUCUGUAUACUGGCCUCGCGGUAAAAUGCUUGGUGGAUGUAGCUCGAUCAAUGAAAUGUUCUAUGUAAGAGGAAGUGAUCAUGACUUCCAGUCAUGGGCGAAUGCUGGAAAUCCAAGUUGGACUCCAGAGAACGUUAAUUAUUACUUUAAGAAAGCUGAAAGUUUACAAAAUAUUAAGUUACUAGAAGAUUCUGAUGUGCGAAAUAUAUAUGGAAGAGAUGGCCCACUGGUUGUUAAUAGAUUUAAUAGUACAUAUAAAGAUGUCAUGGAUAAAGUUUUAGAAUCUUUUAAUUUUAUGGGAUUUAAGCAUGUUGAGGAUAUUAAUACAGCAAAUUUUGAAGGAUCGGGAGUAUCCAGUACUUUUAGUGUGACAGCUGCAAAUGGCCGUAGAUACAGCACGUACACAUCUUAUUUAAAGCCAAUUAAAGACAGAAAAAACUUAAAUAUUGUGACAAACGCAUAUGUAACAAAAAUAUUGUUAAAUGAAGAUAAAAAGGCAUAUGGAGUUGAAGUGGAUAUUUUUGGGGUGAAGAAAACAUUUUACGCAAACAUUGAAGUAAUAAUUAGCGCAGGCGCAAUAAAUACUCCACAAUUAUUGAUGCUUUCUGGUAUUGGCCCGAAAGGUCAUUUAGAAUCUAAAAACAUUUCAUGUGUUGUAGAUUUGCCAGGUGUCGGUAAAAAUUUGCAUGACCAUAAUGGCAUCUAUAUUGCUGUAUACGGAGAUGAAGAAGGAGAAGAAAAUGAAUUGGAUAAGUCUUUUGAAGUUGCAAAAUAUUUGUACAAUCGAAGUGGACUUCUAGCCCAAAACAGCUAUAGCGAUAUUACAGCAUUUUUUUCUCGUAAUCAAAGCAUGGAAUAUCCGGAAUUUCAGAUUCAUAUGGGAUUUGCGUUAAAAAAAUCGCAGAGUAAAGAUAUACAAGAUACAGUAGAAGGUAUAAAAAUACUUAAAAAGAUAGUGGAAACCCCCUACUUUAGAUCUAUAAAUGCAUUUAUACCCAGAAUAAAUAUACCUCAGUGUAAUAAACAUGAUUACGAAAGUGAUUUAUACUGGAAAUGCUACGUUAUUAACACAAGUUCAACAUUAUAUCAUCCGGUCGGAACGUCAAAAAUGGGACCGAAGUCAGAGGAUUCUGUUGUUGAUAACUUCUUGAAAGUCCGCGGAGUCAAAGGAUUACGAGUUAUAGAUGCAAGUAUAAUGCCUUCAAUUACUGGUGGAAACACAAACGCUCCAACCAUAAUGAUUGGUGAAAUGGGUUCUGAUAUGAUCAAAAAUGAACAUCUACAAAAACAUUAA